Messenger RNA from Acaulospora colombiana, 445 nucleotides. NCBI's taxonomy places the organism in Eukaryota, Fungi, Glomeromycota, Glomeromycetes, Diversisporales, Acaulosporaceae. The record is from the annotation of a GenBank genome assembly.
GGGCUCUGAAAAUCAAGGUUCCAGUACAAAAACACAGACUACUGUUAAUAAUGAACAAGAAGAAAAUAAACAGGAAGAAAACGAAGGUGAAGAUGUAAUUGCCGACGAAAGUAGUACGAUGUGUGUUAAGGAUAUCCUUGAAGACUCGAUUCAAGUUUCAUCUGUCAUAAAGGAAGUUACAAAAAUCUUUUUAGUUUUUGAUGAAAUUGACAAAUAUAUUAUUGAUGAUAUCCACGAAUAUCUUACGUCGUUUUUCAAUGAAGAUUUCACUGCGCAGGGCUGGGAUAAUGCCAUCAACAAUAUAGACUUCAAUAGAACGUUUUCAUUGGAGGAUAUUAAUCCGUUGAGGGAUAUUACAAUCCUGGAAAGGCCGCAUCUUAACCAGUUUGUGCACCCAAUAAUCGACUCGGCAUUGUGGAAUUUUGCCAAGGUUAAUUACACGUAG